ACAGUAUAGGGAUCAAAAUGUAAUUUUGACAAUGGAGAGCGCGAGAGAGAGGCCGGGCUCCGGGUAGACGCCGGCGGCCGCCGAUACCGUUGGAUCCGUACGGUCUCGGGAAUCCCAACGGGUAGAGACAGUAAAAAGGAGAAAAAACAGUCAGGGAAGAGAGAAAGACCCGUUUCCCCGUUUUCUUCCUUCCUUGAAGUCCUUCUCCAUUUCUUUUGCCGUAGACUUGUUUUCUUGCUCUUUGAUACGUGUGAAAAGUCUCGCCUUUUUUGGGUUUUGUGAUACCUCUCCCCAAAUCUUUGUUAACCAAUUUCUCUCUCUGUCCCCCAUUUUUCUCCUCCUCCCGGACCUCAGUCAGUCGAUCAACCCGGACUCUCUUCUCUCGCUCUUUCUCUCUAGCUAUCUUGGGGUUUUCGUUUAAAAGAGAUGGAGAGUGGAAGCCGAGCAGAUCACGGAAGCAAUGUCACUCCUGCUGCAGCACCAGGGCACGAGAGCCAUGGAGGAGUCCACGUCUGUCAAAAAUGUGGGUGGCCGUUUCCCAACCCACAUCCGAACGCAAGGCACCGGCGUGCUCACAGGAAGAUAUGUGGAACACUUCCAGGCUACAGCCUUCUCCCACAGCUUCAGACUGGCCAUUCCCCUGUUUCUGAUGAUGAUGAUCAGCACUCUGAUGGGGAUCUCAAGACCCCUAGUCCGAAAGUUUUGGCGAGAAGUCAAUUCGAGAUGAGCAGUGGCGGAACAGGGGGGAGAUCGAAUAGAUCAGAAGAUGAUGUUUUCUCGGAUGCUGUUGAUGAUUUUGUUGAUACUGGAUCCGCUGUGGGGUUCCAACAGCGGUUGGAGGAGGGCUUUAAAGGAACUAUCAACAAAAAAGAUACAGCAACUGUUGAAUCCCCUGAGGCAGCAAUUGGUAGUGGUCCAGGUACUUCAGACAAGAAAACACAAAUGCAAAUCACAGAGGUUCAGGCAGAUAGAGUUGCACCAGCAUCUGCAGAAUAUGUUCCAAUUGCUACAACUGACUUGACUGAACGAGAACACGGGGAUGAGUCUGCUCAUACAGGAGGAGUAUUGACGAGUGACUUAAAUCCAAUGAUAUCUGGAAAUCAGAUGAAUGAUUCUGGAGAGGUGGCGAAGAACAACAUUAAUGAUCUGAACGGGACCUAUCAAAAAGGAAAUGAACAAGCCACUCCCGAAGUUCAGGUGGCAGAUGGUGUUUUGUCUGCUGAUAAUGCUACUGUCAACUCAUCAGAAGGUAUGUCUAAUAUAGAGAAGGCAGUGGCUGUGAGUUCAAGUACUGGACCAAACUUUGGCAUCUGUCAACUGGAGGAAGUGCACACUGCAAAGAUGGACGAGGUCCCUCAGUUAAAAGAAGAGUGUCAUGGAAAGUUAGAAACUAGAAGUUCCUUCGAUGAUGUGAAAUCUACUGAUGCUUCUGAUGAUACUGCGGAGGUUAACGUGGAUGCUCCGUUAGCACCUGCAUCUGCAAUUUCCAGUGAGUCAGUAGAGGGUGUGAAUAGUAUGGAGGAUGAGAAUGCACAUGUUAUUUCAGUCCUUGGUGAUAUAAAAUAUGUUGGCAAUGCUGAGGCCAUGAUUGAGGGCUUCAAAGGUGAAGGGAGUAAAAUUCUUCAAACUGUCAAUUUAGGCUCAGAUGGAAUAACAAAUGAAGCAAAGGACUCUGGCUCUUCAAUUGAUGAUAAUUGUUCCAGUAAUCCAAUUAGGCAAUUGGUGGAGGAAACACUUUCAACUGCAUCAGAAGUUCAGGUUCUUGGAGAUAGCCCUGAAGUGAAAGGUGAAAGCAGUAGGUUGAUUGAAAGUUAUCCAGGUUCAUGUGCAGAGGUCUUAUCGGAUAUGAAUCCGCAGGUUCCAUCUGCAGAUAGAGAAGCUGAACAGCUUAAAAGACCUGCCGAUACUACAUUGAUUGAAGUUUCUCCAGGUUUAAGUGCAGAGGUCUUAUCGGAUAUGAGUCAGCAGGUUUCAUCAGCAGAUAGAGAAGCUGAACAACUUAAAAGACCUGCGGACACUCAUUCUGGUACUUAUGAAGUGCCAAAUAAUGAAGUGUCUGAUGUAGGUGACAACAGCAAAAUAGCCAUUAUGGAGCCUCACAAAGAAGACAACCAAGCAGAUUCAGAGCCUGAUAAUAUCAUUUUUGAGAAAGAAAGACUUCAUGGUCAGCUUGAUAGGCCUAAUGUGAGUGGGGCCGAAAACUCAGCUCCAUCAAGCUUGGUGGAUCAGGAUGACAACCAAGCAACUUCAGAGCCUGAUAAUAUCAUCUUUGAGAAUAUAAGACUUCAUGCUCAGCUUGAUAGGCCUGAUGUGACUGGGGCUGAUAAUUCAGCUCCAUCAAGCUUGGUGGACCAGAAUGUUUCAAUGAAGAUCGAGGAAACUGUUGAACGUGAAAUUGAGUAUACACAAACAGGUGUCUCUGAACAAGGUAUACAAGAAGCCAAAAGCAUAGAAAGUAAUUUCCUUGAAUGUGUGAGUGCUACUGAUUGUCAAGAGGACACAAUUGACAGAGACCUUGCACCUGCAGCAGAAACUGGGGGCUCACAGUCAGGGUCAGUGAUGGAAAAAUCUUCAGUUGAAUCCAAAGCGAUGCUCGAAUCUACAGAUGUUCACGAAUCCAGUGCUAUAGCAGACAAAUUAGUAAAUGCAUCAGAGAGACAAUUGAAAGAAGAAUCUGCUUGCAUAAAUAUGGGUGAAGUGUCUCACACUGAGGCAAACUUAGAUAAACUUGAGACCGAGUCUACUCUUGCAGUUGGUGGGACACCCGAAUUGGUUAAAAGUGAAGAUGCUGAAUUUCCACAGAAGUCUUCACAAGACCCUGUAGCAAAGGACAGUGUAACUUCUUCAGAUUCUGAUUCAUUAAAUCCUUUAGUAGCUAAAGAUGAAUGCACCAGAGACUUGGUCGCAGAUGCAUCUCAUGACAAACCCGAACCAUACGGUAAAGAAGGUGACUCCUCUACUGAACAGCUUGGUACAUCUGCGGCAGAUUUUUCGGUCAAAUCAAAUAGCCAAACUGAUAGUCUGGAAACCCACUGGGGUUCUGCUUCAGAUAUGCCAGUCAGCACAGCGAAGACAAAUGCUCCACGAGACUCCGACAAGACGGAUAUGUUUGAGGCCCCAUCUUUCAUGACCCUUGUCGAGCCAAGAACUGCAGGUGACCAAAAAGCUGCUGGUGCGUCUUCAGAAAUCCAUUCAGCACAGAACCCGCAACAGUCAAAAGCUCAAGCUGGAUGGUUCCCCUCCAUUACUAACGUGGUAAACGAGUCACAGGGAAGGAAAAAGAACGAAGAGAUCAUUGCAAAGGUGACGAAUCGGAGCCAUACUGGUGGGAAGCAGCACACUCCCUUGAAGAGCCUGCUAGGCGAGGCGAACCAGGAAACGAAAUCGAGGUCGUCGCCAACCCAUGUCAAGGAAAAUGCUGCAGUGGUCGUCAGCAAAGUCAGGGACAAUGGGGUCAGGAGUUCUACUACCAUUCAGGAGGAAGGUGCUGGGAGGAAAGAGUGGAACUCUCCAGCGAGGUAUCCGGCAGAGAUCAAGAGGGAGAAGAGGAAAGAGAAGGGAAGGCCUUACUGGGCUCAUUUGGUCUGCUGUGCAUCUGUCAAAUGAGAAUAGAUAGAUGAUGCGUCUGAUACAGCUAUAUGUAUAGUGAAUGUGGCUCUUGGUUCGUAAAUAGGCUGCAACUGGAAGUUUGCUAUCGUGUCCUGUGUUUGUGUGGUUGGAGAUGUGUAGUAUAGACUAUAGAGGGAAGUGAACUUGUGAAGGUAAACAGCAAGCACAUUGAAGCAUGAGUAGAGCAAUUUGUUAUCAUGUUGAUGCUCCUCCA
Messenger RNA from Linum tenue, 3823 nucleotides. The record is from the annotation of a GenBank genome assembly. NCBI's taxonomy places the organism in Eukaryota, Viridiplantae, Streptophyta, Magnoliopsida, Malpighiales, Linaceae.